Molecule: messenger RNA, 4669 nt
Organism: Bufo bufo (common toad)
Lineage: Eukaryota; Metazoa; Chordata; Amphibia; Anura; Bufonidae
Gene: MAPK1
Product: mitogen-activated protein kinase 1
Exons: 9
Coding region: 204-1292 (362 amino acids)
Biological process (GO): intracellular signal transduction; protein phosphorylation
Cellular component (GO): nucleus; cytoplasm
Molecular function (GO): MAP kinase activity; ATP binding
Source: RefSeq, a predicted model, not a curated record
CAUAUGCCCCUCCCCACACACACCCAGCGGGCGGGAAGGCGUCAGCCAGACAGCGCCUCACACAGCCGCCGACCGAGCGACAGAGUGUGUCCUGGUCGUCACUUCGCCCUCAGCCCCUAAGCAGGACAACACCCGCGGCGGCGGAGGGAGUGAACGGCAGCCCUGCAGGGGACAGCAGGAGAUAAUCUCUCUUGACAGAAAAUAUGGCGGCUGCGGCUGGGGCCUCGUCGAACCCCGGAGGGGGACCUGAAAUGGUGCGAGGACAGGCUUUUGACGUGGGCCCGCGAUACACUAACCUGUCGUACAUCGGGGAGGGCGCCUACGGCAUGGUGUGUUCUGCAUAUGACAACGUCAACAAAGUACGAGUUGCCAUCAAGAAAAUCAGCCCCUUUGAGCAUCAAACGUAUUGCCAGAGAACAUUGAGAGAGAUUAAAAUCUUGCUGCGCUUUAAACAUGAGAAUAUUAUUGGAAUAAACGACAUUAUUCGAGCGCCAACCAUUGAGCAGAUGAAAGAUGUGUACAUUGUUCAGGAUCUUAUGGAAACUGAUUUGUACAAACUUCUGAAGACCCAGCACCUUAGCAACGACCACAUUUGUUAUUUUCUGUACCAAAUUCUGAGAGGCUUGAAGUACAUUCACUCAGCCAAUGUUUUACAUCGUGAUCUUAAACCAUCAAACUUGCUUCUUAACACUACCUGUGAUCUCAAGAUCUGUGAUUUUGGAUUGGCACGUGUUGCAGACCCAGAUCAUGACCACACUGGUUUUCUGACAGAAUAUGUGGCCACUCGUUGGUACCGAGCUCCAGAAAUCAUGUUAAAUUCCAAGGGCUAUACCAAGUCAAUUGAUAUCUGGUCUGUUGGCUGCAUUCUCGCAGAAAUGCUUUCAAAUCGGCCCAUAUUUCCUGGAAAGCAUUACCUUGAUCAACUCAAUCAUAUCCUUGGAAUUCUUGGAUCACCUUCUCAAGAGGAUCUGAACUGUAUAAUCAAUUUGAAAGCUAGAAACUACCUGCUUUCACUUCCACACAAAAAUAAGGUGCCCUGGAAUAGACUUUUCCCAAAUGCAGACCCUAAAGCUCUUGAUUUGUUGGACAAAAUGUUGACCUUCAACCCUCACAAACGAAUUGAAGUAGAGGCAGCUCUGGCCCAUCCUUAUUUGGAGCAGUAUUAUGACCCAAGUGAUGAGCCUGUCGCAGAAGCACCCUUUAAGUUUGAGAUGGAGUUAGAUGAUUUGCCCAAGGAGACACUGAAGGAGUUAAUUUUUGAAGAAACUGCUAGAUUCCAGCCUGGGUACUGACUGUAAUAUGACCACAGGGAAAGGCUGUGAAGGACUUCGCACUCCGACAUCUGUGUUCUUGACAGUUCUUCCUCCUUGGCCGUGUCCUGUGACCCAUCUCAGCUUGUCCAGUCUAACUCCUUUGAGCCAUUAAGGAGGGCGGUUUCUGGUAGUUGUGGCUUUUCUGCUUAUGAUGAAUUCUUUCAGUCUGGAGAAGUAUUCUUGACACUCCUUUUGUAAAGCCCAGUUGCAGUACGGUGCCGCAGCAAAUUUGCUGAAACCUUAACUCACUGCUUGUAUAUUAUAAUUUCUUUUUUUUUUUUUUUUACAUUAAUUUCUUUUCCUCCUGUUAAGUGGACAAAUUUGUGUACUUUAUUUUCAUGGGCUUUACAUAUUGUGUCUAAUCCCACGUUACUGAUGACUGUGGUAACUGGCAUUAUUUUUGUCAUAUUUUUGUCUUUUUUUUUUUUUUCCCCCCUUGUAAAAAUUAUUACUCUGGGCACUUUAGGUGUUUUGAAAGUCCCAUUUACUUACACAUAUCAUUUUAAACAGUUUGCAAAACCUUUAAAAACCCAUUGGAAGUUACUGUAGCUUCCAGUUUUCUCUAGCACUUUGAACUGAAUUAACAAUUUUAACCGUUUAUGUGCUUGAGGGACCUUUAAAAUUGAAUACAUUUACACACACACACAGCUUACUUUGUAUAUCACAUUCAACUUCUAACAAUGAAAAGCUGCUCAUAUAUAUAUAUAUAUAUAUAUAUAUAUAAUGCCUGAAUAUAAAUAUCUAAAUUGGUGAUUAUGUGCUAUGCACUGGCUUAUCAUGUAUGAUUGAUUGCGUUUUGAGGAAGAUGAAUUUACACAGUGGAGACGUAGUCCCCACCUGAAACACUCGAAAUAUUACCUUUCCGUUUCGAGACUUGACGCAAAGCUUGGUAUUUUUCCAAUGAAGCAGCAUGCUAAUGCUCUUUUGAAUGGUGCCGUGCUCAUUGACUGUUGAGGCACUUGCAUUAGUCCUCCCUCCUUUAUACGAAUACACACCACUUGAGCAGUAGACUGCAUCAUGAUGUGCUGAUGGGUGUAUGCGAUCGCUGAUGGCAAUUUCAAUUCUGCAGGCUUACAGCUAGAUUACCGCACCAAGUCCUGGCGGUUUAAGCCACUUUCUUUCCCAGCCUCCCAAUGAGCAGCAAAUCAAGCAAGCACUAAACUCUUUUACACUGUAACCAUUACUUCCUCUCUUUUCUGGUAUUUGUUCCUGGAGUUGUAUUCCGUGGAGUUGACUAGAUGUUAUGUCGCUGUGCAGUGCCUCCUCCUCUCCUCACUGCUCUGUGGUGAACGACUUGCCUUGUUUAAAAUGACCGUGCCCUCGCAUGACUGUUAAGCUUUUCUGUGCAGAGAUUGUCUAAGUGCCACAUGCAUAUGACUGGUUGAAACAAAAUCUCUUACCUCUGAAUCAUGUACAUGAAUUGUUAUCCUGUGACCUUCAUAAAAAUCAAAUGGCUCUUUUAACCUUUUUUUUUUUUUUUUUCCCUCUCUCUCGAGCAAAAAUUCUAGUGACUUGUCUGAACUGCCUAGGAAAUGAGCAAAAAUUGCACUUGUAUUUGAAAAUAAAUUGGGAAAAGACUCUUCAUUUUAUAUAUUUCUUUAAUUUAAAAAUUUUUUUUUUUUUGCUUAGUUGGUUAAUUUCUGUGAUGUGGGUUUUGUAAAGAUUUUACGUUAACUUGGUGAAUGGGUUUACCUGCAUAUCUCUCAUACUACUUGUUAGAUAAGAUGCUAUGUUUUAUUAAAACGUUGUGCACAAUAUGUCUAUGUAUACAUUUCUAAGGUAGUCUGCUGUAUUUUGAAGGUGGUUAAAAGUUAUGCUUGACAUGUAGUUGCUUUACCGUACAUGAAAAAAAGGGAUGGCUUUGCUGUAAUGUUGGACAAGCAGAACUAGUCGCUCCUCAUUCUUUUAGUAUUUGAGGGAACCAUUAGCCAUACUUCACUGCAGGUAUUAACCAGGAAUUCCUUUUUUAUAUUUUAUUUAACUAGUUUGCGGCUGUCAAUGUUCCUGAAUCAUGGCUACUAUUUAUAAGAAUGCUUUAUAAAACUGUGCUUUAUAAAACUGUACUGGUUAUCAGUUCGAGAUCCAGAGUCUUUAAACAUUUCUUCCGCAUAACCCCACCUCCCGAGUAACCCCCGAUUAUGACGAGAAAUGCUUUAAGAAUCCUAUUUUUAAAAAAAGUUAAUUUUUGCAUAAAGCGCAUUAAACAGGGAAAGAAAUGUACUAUGCACUAGCAACUUUUCCCUUUUUAUGAGUGUAAUGCAUGAGUCAUUUAGUCAUGCAUAUUGCAUCAGGGAAAGUAGAAGCCAUAUUUAAAUCUUAAAAGGCAUGUCGAAAAAUUUCUUAAGUAUAUGAAAAAAAAUCCUUAAAUUACAUGUGAAUUAAUCAUGCUGUUGAUAUCGCCUUUAAUUGUUUAAAAGUCUUCAGUUUGUUUCCUAAAUUCACAAGAACGUUCUUUCAACGUUUCUUUAAAUUAGUUUUGGCAAACAUAUUCCAUUCCAGUUUUUAUUAUUGCAUAAUUCAUAUGAAUGGCCAAAAAAUGCUUGCUGCUUCCCCUUUAGAGGUUUCUCACUACAAAUGCACUUCACCCACUGCCUUCAGAUCUGCUCUUGUUCCCAUAAACAUCCUGCAAUAACCACACCAGUGUAAGUUUUCUUUUUUCCUGUACUCGCACCCUAGCUUUUCUCCCCCCCCCUCUUCCCCCCCUUUCUUGCACAAAGGGCAUUUGCUAAAAAAUGUUUAACUAAAAUGCAACCGAUCUUUAAAACAGAUUUAUUUUUUCCCCCUCCUCCCCUCUCUCAUUGCCUUUUGUGUUGUCCAUACACGAACACUCUUAACAGAUUACUAAAAGAGCUUUGUACUUGCUUUGUACUGUUGGUGCCUUUUUAGUCUUGUAUUCAAAAUGUGUGUAGCUGAUUAAAGUAGGUUGUAAAGUUAGAGGAUUCACUGCUCAGAUCAUGAAUCCUUUUGGUUUGGAUAAAAGCAUUUGAAAAGUUAAUCUGGUCUGUGAGCAGUGAAUAAAAUAAGAAUGAAAUAUUUUAUAACAAAUUCCUGUAUGUUCCUUUAAAAUGUAAUGUAACAGCUGAACAUGUAUUUUAUUGUGAAAGGUAUGUAACCUGGUUAAUCAAUUAAGAAACAAAUUGUGAAAGGUUUAUAAUUUUUUUUUUUUGUUAAUUCUAUUGAUGUAUUUAACUUUUUUUUUUUUUUUUUUCUCAAUUUGGAUGGAUGUUCUAUAUUUCUGGCUUAAAAAUUGUGUAAAAAAGAUUAAAAAAAAAAAAAAAAGAUAAAAAGAAAAUAUCUUGUAAGACUCCACAAAUGCAGAUAAAAUCAUUAAAAUUGUACUCCUGUAUUACCAAACA